CUUUAUUUGAGAAACGACGACGUAUUGAGGGACGCUCUCUAUCAGAGAAAGUCUCAAAAACCCAAAGUCUCGCCGAAGCGUCGAGGAGAAGCUCCGAUGAUGGCGUCGUGGAUGAGACUGAUACAGAGCGCGAGAUCUGUUUUAACGACAGCACCACCGUCGUCGAAUCUUAACCUCCCUAGAUUCUAUUCCAAACCAGCUCUUUAUCCCGUGAAGGUUGGGAUUCCUGAGUUCUUGAGUGGGAUUGGGGGAGGAGUUGAGACUCACAUUGCUAAACUUGAAACUGAGGUUGGUGAUCUUUCGAAGCUACUCGUGACGCGUACGCUUAGACUCAAGAAGUUUGGUAUACCUUGCAAACAUAGGAAACUGAUACUCAAAUACAGCCACAAGUACAGGCUUGGGCUAUGGAAACCUAGAGCCGAUGCUAUAAAGGUGUGAUCGAUGAUCCGAUCCCUGUGCUUAUCGAAUUCCCAGGCUAUCUCAUGCUUCUUUUUGCUUGGUGAAAUGAGAGAGUGAUCUAGGCAUAGCAAAUGUUGUCAAUUACUUGAUUUGUCUGCAUGUAUUCUCAUUCUGGUUCUAUUUCUAAUUCAAGGUUAAAUGACUCAUGAGUAUGCUAAAACUUUGCCCAUCAUAA
This is a messenger RNA of Capsella rubella, 634 nucleotides long. RefSeq lists its product as uncharacterized. NCBI's taxonomy places the organism in Eukaryota, Viridiplantae, Streptophyta, Magnoliopsida, Brassicales, Brassicaceae. The transcript is spliced from 3 exons. The record is from RefSeq and is a predicted model, not a curated record. Bases 97 to 438 code for a protein of 113 amino acids.